Molecule: messenger RNA, 3606 nt
Organism: Schistocerca piceifrons (Central American locust)
Lineage: Eukaryota; Metazoa; Arthropoda; Insecta; Orthoptera; Acrididae
Product: DNA damage-regulated autophagy modulator protein 2
Exons: 7
Coding region: 238-1074 (278 amino acids)
Source: RefSeq, a predicted model, not a curated record
ACUGCCGGUUUUAUGAGAACGAAAUUAUUAGACACUCGUGUAUUUCGAGAAGAUUUCCAAAAGUCAACGCUUUUAACUUGUAGCCCCUGUCUGUGCCAAUGACAGCACUGUCUCGUAUGGAAAUGACGUGCAUUUUUACGUCUGAAUCAUGUGUUGACGUUGCCGGAUAUUACUUGCAGUUAUUGAUGGUUCACCUUAUUUUUUGGUGCAGGUGAUCCAAAAUUGUUUGGUGUACAAAUGGCGUUUGAACGACUGGAUGUUUUGCCUUUGGCCGUCUUCAUUCUUUUCCCAGCAACUUUUUUAGCGACUUAUAUUAUAGCCGUUCUUCUUGGACAUGUAGAGCCAGACUUUCCGUACAUUAGUGAUACAGGGACAUAUUCUCCAGAGAGCUGCAUAUUUGGCCAGCUGCUUAACGUUGGGACACUUCUAUUGGGCUUGGUGAUAUAUGUUCGUUACCGGCAAGUUGCAGAAUAUUACAGUAGCUACUCAUUGUCCCCUGCUGUACUCAGUCUGAACAAAAUGGGGGUAUGGUUUGGCCUGCUGUCAUGUCUUGGCCUCAGCUUUGUAGCUAACUUCCAAGAAACUAAUGUUAUAACUGUUCACCUUACUGGAGCUUUCUUAUGUUUUGGGUUUGGAACCGUGUACUUCUGGAUUCAUGCAGUGUGUUCUUACCAUAUGCAGCCAUUAGCAAAUAGUCUUCAGCUGGCCCAUCUUAGACUAGCACUGGCUGUCAUAUGCACUGUAUUUUUUAUUUUACUUAGCAUAACUGGAGUUCUGUCACACAUCCAAUUCAGAGGAAGCAAUCCACGUAAGUGGUAUCCUAACGAUGGCGGCUGGCAGCUACAUGUGAUAAGUACGGCAUCUGAAUGGGUUGUUGCAGUGGCCUUCUGUAUAUAUAUCUUGUCAUUCGCAAGAGAAUUCCGUAACAUUAGCCUAGAAUCAAGGGUAUAUUUGAAUGUGGAAAGUGGAGGCUUUAGCGUAGUAGACAGUGAGUGUUCACCAGUUCUUCCACAUGCUGCUGUUCCUGAAGGUGUUGUUAUUGUGCGACAAGGUGGAAACAGUAUUAUCACUUGAUUAGAGAUACAUGCAAGAUGCAAUUCUUCAGGUUCACAUGCCAGUACUGUUUGGUGUGAUGAAUCUGGAAGUCAGCAUUCUGUUGUGAUUAUUGCGUCUAGCCAAACAAAUUGUGAUUCUGUCCAACGAGAGAAUGAAGUGUUAGAAUUUAAUCACCAAAAUAUACAUUUCUCUGAAGAUGAUGUGUGUGAACAUGUGAACAGUGAAUCUCAAGAAAACUUUCAGGUCUCUGAAACCAGCAAUGAGUGUGCACAGCACUCAGUUGUGAUAUUCUCAUCAUCAUCUCCAAGAUCUCGUUGCAGUGAUAUUCCCGAAAACAAUCCAGUUCUUUCCUCCGAGACUGAAGAUGAUGGAGAGUUAGUUCCUAGCAAGUUGCUGUCACUUUCUCUCUCCCUAUUGGUGGCUGCAUUCUUCCAAGCCAUUCGCUGCCUUCAGGAACUAAUAGAAGACACAUUUAGAACACUACACUGUGAUUUAGAUGUAGAGUAAGUUCAUAAAGCCUUACACCUGAAAUUAUUUUUUAAAAUUUCAGAUUUAACAGUUUUAAUCAAUAAAAACUAAAUUCAGGAAAGAGAGAACACCUGCAAAUAUUAAGUAUGGUAUUUUUACAACGAAUAGUCUCUAUAAUCAAUUACACGCUUAAUGUAGGCCUAUGUAGGCUUUGUUUUGUACUACUGUUUGUGAAUUUUACAUGACAUUAUAAACUUUUAUAUAAGACUCUUAAGAAAAUAUAUAUAACACAUUGGAGAAAUGCCCUUUUGCAAGUCCAAGACAUUAAAAACCUUAUAACGGUGCUUACAUUUGCUUAAAGAGGUGAUUGAGACUGAAGAGAUUUUUUUUUUCUUUUUUUUAAUCUAGGUGAAAGUAAUGUAAAAUUUUGAUAUGGAAGAGCCUGGUACACUGUUAUUAACUUUCCACUACAUUCAUUUGUGCAGCCUCCCUAUCCUAAUUUCAGUCCAAUUUCUUCAUUAUUUCAUACAACUUAUUGAGUUGUAUCAGAGUAAUUAUUUCUUUUAGGCAAUCUGCCUAAAGAUUAAACGAAAAUUUAGAGUUGAUGACAAUCUGAGAUGCAACUUUGAUUUGAAGAAACUUUUUCCAGUAUUAUCUUUUCAUUGAUUUUCGUUUGUUUAUCUUAGAAAUUUCUCAUAGAAAAUCCUGUAUUUUUUCCCAGUAUUAUAUUCUGAAUUAUUAAAUGUUAUGUUAUUUUAGAGAAAUCCCAUUAGAGCUAUUCAUUGAAAUCUGAAUACACUACUUAAAAUGGCUCUGUAUGCAUAAGACAAGAUUGUAACACAUGAAACAAAAGAUAAAUUGUAAUAUUGUGUUCAAAUAAACAAUUGAACUUAAUUUAUAAGAAAAUAUUGUGUCAUUGGUUAUGAGCCAGAUAAUAACUGGUGUAUGGAAAUUAGUUUGUGCUUAUGAAAUAUUUAUUACCUUCAGAGUAUGUGCUAACAUUGGUUGAAAGUGCACCUGAAUCCAUCAUAUUUAUCUUGUUAGAAAGUUGCAGAGGAAUGUCGUAGUGAUGCAUGUGCUACAUUAGACAGGGUGUUUCGAUAAUACUUUUACAAACUUUACGGGCGGGUUCCUUACACCAAAACAACAAAAUUCCUAGUAAACGUAGUCUCUAAAAUGCAUUCCAUAGGAACUUUGUGGACUUGUUCACUUUCAUUACUGUGAAACAAAUCUUUUCUAUUGAACAAGUGCUCUUAAGGUAUGCAUUGUAGAGCCCAUGUUUACUAGAUCUUUUUUCUUUUUCUGUGUGAGGAACUUGUCCCAAAAGCUUGUAAAAGUAUUUUUGAAAUACACUGCAUAUGGGGUGAUCAAAAGUUCAAGCAUUCAGAUCACCUCAAGAUUCCUCGGAAUAUUUGGAUGCAAUAGUGUUUCUAUCAGACAUUAGCCAAGAGCUCAUUGUAAUAGAAGAUUUUCAUAGAGGGGAUGAUUUGGCAAUAUUUAAUGUAACAACAUAUGGCUCUUUUAAGUAGGAACAUAGUUCUUUGUAUGUUGAGAGUUUGUGGUGGAUUACCUUUAAUUAUCAGUGCUAUGAAGUAAUUUUGAUGAUGUUAGCAGUGAUCCUAUUCCAUGUUAUUACUAAAAGCUUUGUCACAUUUUUAUCCCCUAUCCACUUGAAUGUUUUUAUCUAUUUGACUUUAUUUUUUUGUUUAUUGGAACUCUGAAGAUGCUGUAAGAUUUUACUUGAUUUCGUAGUAGGUGAUAGAGAAACUACAGCAUCUUUCAAAAAACUUUGAAUAGAAUGUAUUGUACACAUAAGAAUAGUACAAUCAUUAAUUACAAACACUCAAGUGCCUAACAAUAUAUUGUCCAUAGUCUUAUGACAUUUGCGUCCAUUUUAGCAUUUGUGAGAUUUAUUUUUUCAGUGGCUGUGGCAUGCCCUUUACUUCUUUGAAACACAGCAGUAUUCAUUUUUGGAAGUGCAGCCGGGACUCAAGUUGUCAGCUGUUCUGGAUUUGGAUGUUGGAAUACCAAAAGCUUGCUCUGUCAAAGACACUCAAAGAAGGGCCAGAGGGGGUUGAGGGU